UCUACAAGAACAGUAUUUUAAUAAAGUGUUUAUAAAUAAUUUAUGAUUUUUUUGGAUCAUUGCACAUCACAGCAAAUUACAAUUCAAAUAUGACUGAAAGCACUAAUAUAUUUGAAGGUACUUCACCACAACUAAUCGCCGUAUUAACAGGUACAUUGACUGCAAUUAGUGAUGGAAUGCAAUAUGGUUGGACGGCACCAGUAAUACCAAUACUAAGAGGACCCAAUUCACCUGUUGAAGUAACAGAACAACAGGCGGAAUGGUUGGAACAUCUUCUAAUGAUCGGUUCGUUUUGUGGACUGUGGCUUACGAUGUACUUUGUAGACAAAAUAGGCAGGAAAAAAUCCAUAUUGUUAGCAUCGUUUGUUACCACGUGUGUUUGGAUAGUCAUUGCAGUUGCUCCGCAAGUUGAAUACAUUUUUGUAGCCAGAGUAUUCGCUGGUGCGGCUAGUAACAUGGCGUUCGUCGCUACUCCUAUGUACAUAGCAGAAAUAGCCGAGCAAAAAAUUCGGGGUUUCCUUAGCAGUUUGGUUUAUUUGAUGAUGUUAAUUGGAAUCCUGCUCAUAUAUGCAGUAGCGCCGUAUAUUCCUUUCUACGGUCAUUGCGUCAUGGGCGCUCUUCUCGCCUUCCUUCAAUUUUGCAUUUUCCCAUUUAUGCCGGAAAGUCCGUACUAUCUGCUUUACAGAGAACACCCAGACGAAGCUAAAAACUCGUUGAGAAGACUCAGAAGCCACGAAACGAACAUCGAUAAGGAAUUCAAUGAAAUAAAGGGCGCCGUUGCCAGGCAAAAGGAAGAACAGGCGAAAUUGAAGGCGUACGGAAUGACCUUAGCAGAUGCAAUGUACGUUACUGCAAGCUUGUUGUCACUGCAAAUUUAUCAAAGAUUGACCACUUUUGGUUUGCACUAUCCAUUUUAUAUCUUCAGUGCUUGUUGUUACAUUGGCGCAGUUUUCACUUAUUUUUUCAUUCCGGAAACUAAAGGUAAAACGUUAGAACAAAUUCAAAUGAUACUUAAGGGUAGACCAAUUGAAGAAGCGGGAAGAAUUGAUACUUGA
Phyllotreta striolata is the source of this 1055-nucleotide messenger RNA. The record is from the annotation of a GenBank genome assembly. NCBI's taxonomy places the organism in Eukaryota, Metazoa, Arthropoda, Insecta, Coleoptera, Chrysomelidae.